UGCAUUGCAUUCCUCUCUCCCUCUCCCCUCCUGCAGUCUGGGCUAUCCGCGUCUCCGCCUGGGAAGGACGGGAAGUUUUAUUUGCAGCACACAGCCUGUGGCGAAUGGUGGGAAUCUCCGGCCCUUUGCAGUAAAAGAUUGAUCUCUGGGCUGGUGAACAUAAUAUCUGUCCCAGUCAGAAAAGGAGAGGAAAUUAGCAGAGCGGUUGGUGGAGAAUGAUAUCUGUCAAAAGAAACACUUGGAGAGCACUGAGUUUAGUAAUAGGUGACUGCCGGAAAAAAGGGAACUUUGAAUUUUAUCAAGAUCGCAGUGAGAAGCAUUCCACAAUGCCAGACUCACCUGUCGAUGUGAAGACACAAUCCCGACUGACGCCUCCGACAAUGCCACCUCCUCCAACGACCCAAGGAGCGCCAAGAAGCAGUUCAUUCACACCCACAACAUUAACUAAUGGCACAAGCCAUUCACCCACAGCUUUGAAUGGAGCGCCAUCUCCACCCAAUGGCUUUAGCAAUGGGCCUUCCUCUUCUUCCUCUUCCUCUCUGGCUAAUCAGCAGUUACCACCAGCCUGUGGAGCAAGGCAACUCAGCAAAUUGAAGAGAUUUCUUACUACCUUGCAGCAGUUCGGCAAUGACAUUUCACCAGAAAUAGGGGAAAGAGUACGCACUCUUGUACUAGGAUUGGUGAACUCUACUUUGACAAUUGAAGAAUUUCAUUCCAAACUGCAAGAAGCUACUAACUUCCCACUGCGACCUUUUGUCAUCCCAUUUUUGAAGGCCAACCUCCCCCUUCUACAACGGGAGCUUCUGCACUGCGCAAGACUGGCCAAACAGAACCCUGCCCAGUACCUCGCUCAACACGAACAGCUGCUCCUGGAUGCCAACACCACCUCACCUGUUGAUUCCUCAGAGCUGCUUCUCGAUGUGAAUGAAAAUGGGAAGAGGCGAACUCCAGACAGAACCAAAGAAAAUGGCUUUGACAGAGAGCCUUUGCACUCAGAGCAUCCAAGCAAGCGGCCAUGCACUAUUAGCCCAGGCCAGCGGUACAGUCCAAAUAAUGGCUUAUCUUACCAGCCCAACGGCCUGCCUCACCCCACCCCACCGCCACCUCAGCAUUAUCGUUUGGAUGAUAUGGCCAUUGCCCACCACUACAGGGACUCCUACCGACACCCCAACCACAGGGACCUCAGGGACAGGAACAGACCUAUGGGGUUGCAUGGCUCACGUCAAGAAGAAAUGAUUGAUCACAGACUAACAGACAGAGAAUGGGCAGAAGAAUGGAAACACCUUGACCAUCUCUUAAACUGUAUUAUGGACAUGGUAGAAAAAACAAGGCGAUCUCUCACUGUGCUACGGCGAUGUCAGGAAGCAGACAGGGAGGAGCUCAAUUACUGGAUCCGUCGAUAUAGUGAUGCGGAAGACUUAAAGAAAGGUGGUGGUGGCAGCAGCAGCAGCAGCAGCCACUCCAGGCAGCAGAGUCCUGUCAAUCCAGAUCCAGUUCCACUAGAAUCACAUCGGGAAUUCCUUCACAGGCCUGCUUCUGGAUAUGUGCCAGAGGAGAUCUGGAAGAAAGCUGAGGAAGCAGUCAAUGAGGUGAAACGUCAAGCUAUGACUGAGUUGCAAAAGGCUGUGUCAGAGGCAGAGCGGAAGGCCCAUGACAUGAUCACUUCAGAAAGAGCAAAGAUGGAGCGAACAGUUGCAGAAGCAAAGAGGCAGGCCGCUGAGGAUGCCCUGGCCGUUAUCAACCAACAGGAAGAUUCAAGUGAGAGUUGCUGGAAUUGUGGCCGUAAAGCAAGUGAAACCUGUAGUGGUUGCAACACAGCAAGAUACUGCGGCUCCUUUUGCCAGCACAAAGACUGGGAGAAGCACCAUCACAUCUGUGGACAGACCCUCCAAGCCCAACAGCAGGGAGAGACACCAGCAGUCAGCUCCUCUGUGACUCCCAACAGUGGGGCAGGGAGCCCUAUUGACACACCACCAGCAGCCACUCCUAGGUCAACUACCCCUGGCACCCCAUCCACCAUAGACACAACUCCUCGUUAAAAAUGAACUCAGAACUGUUAGAGGAAAACCAACAAAACAAACAUGAAACCAAUUCUUCAUCCUCAGAUGCUCAAAGUUGUUGUUGUUUUUCUUUUUUUUAAUACUUCAGCAAAAGAGAACUUACUGUAUCUUGAGGCAGUAGUAAAAACUAAAACUAAAAAACAAAACAAAAAAAAAAAAAACAGAAGGCCAGUAACGGGUCAUAAUGACUUAUUGUGGAUUACAAAGAUAUCUUUUCUUUAGAGAACUGAAAAGAGAACAGAGAAUAUAACACAAAAUGAUAGAUUUGACCUCCUCCCUGUUAUUUUCCAGUAGCUGGGAUUUUAAAACUAGAUGACCUCAUUAACAGAUGCUUUACCAAACAGCAAACCAAGAGAUUGCUAAUUGCUGUUGAAAGCAAAAAUGCUAAUAUUAAAAAAAAGUCACAAUGCUCUUUAUAACAAUAAUGGAAAAAAAAGAGAGAGAGAAAAACCCUCAAGGGCACAAGCAUUGGAUACAGCAGUAGACAUUUUAACAAGAAGAUGAAUGGCGUCCGUGGGUUACUGACUGAACUUUGAAGACCCGCUACAAAACGCGCAGAUGUGCAGCAGAUUGGAAGGAGACACAGAUGUUCAUUUUUUUUCUGUUUCUGAAAAGAAAUAAUAAUAUCCAGGUCAACAGAAUGAAAAAUGAAAGAUGAUUUGAAGUGGGAUGUAUGAAUACAGCAGCAAAGGGAAAAAAAAUGCCAUAACACAAAAGGCUCCUUUUUAAAAAAAAAAAAAUCUAUAUCUUUAUCUAUAUACAUAAAUAAGGGACACAGCCUGCAGCUAAUUAGCAUUCUGGCAGCUUUGACAUCAGCCAGCUGCCCUAAAUAACCCUUCAUCGUUUCUUCACUUUUGCAAGGUUCCACAGAGUAAGACAAUCCGGUCUAUUCCAGCUCAUUCAUUUUAUAUCGGGAAAAAAAAUAAUUUUUAAGAAAAAAAUGGUGGCUUCAGCUCCAGCCCCUUUCCAAAUUUUUUCAACCCCACCCUGUUUGGAUUUUUAAUUACAAAAUAGUAGUUCUCUUGGUGUUAAAACACUUCUGUCCUGUGAGGUUUCCCAAUGGUGUUUUUCUUGUAAAUGUGUUGGACAAAUGUGAAGAUGCAUUGUAGUUUAACCAUAUGCCCACAUUUAGUCUCUUUAUUCCUAGUUGGUGAGAAACCUGUAUCUUUCUAUGCUGCUUUUAUAUCUGUAUGUAUUAGUGAUAUUUCUCUAGUAGUUUAAAAAUAAAAAGACCUUUUUUGGUU
This is a messenger RNA of Vombatus ursinus (common wombat), 3304 nucleotides long. It is a transcript of the gene RUNX1T1, whose product is annotated as RUNX1 translocation partner 1. The coding region runs from base 216 to 2039 and encodes 607 amino acids. The record is from RefSeq and is a predicted model, not a curated record. Gene Ontology annotation, molecular function: transcription corepressor activity. Gene Ontology annotation, biological process: DNA-templated transcription; negative regulation of DNA-templated transcription. Lineage: Eukaryota; Metazoa; Chordata; Mammalia; Diprotodontia; Vombatidae. The transcript is spliced from 12 exons. Gene Ontology annotation, cellular component: nucleus.